AUGCAGUGCGAACCAACCGUUGCUGCCGCUGGCUGUAUGAUGGCCGCUGCCGACCACACGCCUAGCAGGCACGAAAAAAGCCUCGGUCUUUUGACCACCAAGUUUGUGUCCUUGCUACAAGAGGCCAAGGAUGGAGUACUCGAUCUCAAAGUGGCUGCUGAUCAAUUGGCUGUGCGACAAAAACGUCGGAUAUACGACAUUACCAAUGUUUUGGAAGGAAUUGGGUUAAUAGAAAAGAAAUCAAAAAACAGUAUUCAAUGGAAAGGUGCUGGACCCGGCUGCAACACACGGGAAAUUUCUGACCGGCUUGUGUCUUUAAAAAGUGAAAUUGAACAUCUGAAUCAACGAGAGAAAGAAUUGGACCAACACAAAAGUUGGGUACAGCAGAGCAUUAAAAAUGUCACAGAUGAAGUUUCAAAUUGUCAAAGAUUAGCUUAUGUGAGCUAUGAAGACAUUUGCACAGUAUUCCAAGGAAGUACAUUAUUAUCGAUACAAGCACCUUCAGGGACGCAACUAGAAGUGCCAAUACCAGAAAUAGGUCCUGGUUUUCUGAAAAAUUAUCAAAUCCAUUUGAAGAGCAAUUCAGGCCCCAUCAAUGUGAUGUUGGUGAACAAAGAUACAGAAGCAACCAGUCCUGUGGUUGUCCAAGUACCGCCCCCCUCGCAGGAUGACGUCAAAAAGUUGGAUACAACACAAAAUUACAGUCAGUCUCCGGCCAUUACAGAUUCCAAAUGUUCUCAAAAAAUGCCUGCAAAAAUGAAAAAGAAAUCUCCGGUGAAAACUCCCUUGUCGCCUUCAAACAGGAUGGCCACGCGGUCAUCACCACGUAAGGCUGCCCAAGGACAGCUUCUAAAUGCAGUGCCGAAUAUUCCAGCCACAACGACUAGCAACCAAUUCCCAGUACAAAGUAUUGCUGACAGCCUUACAAAUGAUUUCCUCUUCGACACAGUAAAACCAGAAUUUGAUGUUCAUGGUGGACUCAUUGAUGAGCUUAUGUCUUCUGAAGGUUUGGAGCCUUUGCUUCGCUUAAGCCCUCCACCAAGUGAACGUGACUACCAAUACAAUUUGGGUGACAGUGAAGGUGUUUCCGAUCUCUUUGAUGUACCGUUACUCAGUUCUGCAGCCAGUACUUCCUCAGCUGCUACUUUCUACUGA
Molecule: messenger RNA, 1155 nt
Organism: Acanthosepion pharaonis
Lineage: Eukaryota; Metazoa; Mollusca; Cephalopoda; Sepiida; Sepiidae
Source: the annotation of a GenBank genome assembly